AAUUCCCAACCCCGCGUCUUGGUAAUGCAAAGAUAAAAAACUAUGGGUUUCUUUUGUUUUUUUUAAGAAAAUGGAGAAUAUGUGAAGUAUAUGGAGAAGAAGAGAGAGAAUCCCAUGGCGAAUUUGUGCUUUUCCGAUGAGAAUCCGGCGGUGACAGCAACUAGUUUCGGUGGAGGCAUAUUUGACAUGGCGGCAUGUGAAGGUAUUAGUGGCGGAGAUAACAAGUGGGGGUCUUUAGGUUUCAUGGACUUGCUCGGCAUCAGUCAAGAUUUCAUUGCUCCUUCUUUAUUCGAUUCCUUUCAUCCUCCACCACCGAUUCUUCCACCACAACCGCCGCCGACAACAUCAUCUGAACUUCACCGACAACAACUACAAGGUCUUCCAUCACCGGCUUCCACCGUGCCGGAAUCUUCAGAGGUUUUAACCAACCCGACAACCCCAAACUCUUCCUCCUCUUCUUCAUCUAAUGAAGCUGCAAAUAAUAUUCAUGAGCCAACCAAAGUUGAAGAUAACGAAGGAAAAGAGGAGGAUCAAGACGAGACCAAGAAACAGUUGAAACCCAAAAAGAACCAAAAAAGGCAAAGGGAGCCGAGAUUUGCUUUCAUGACAAAGAGUGAAGUUGAUCACUUAGAUGAUGGCUACCGUUGGAGAAAGUAUGGACAAAAAGCUGUGAAAAAUAGCCCUUUUCCCAGGAGCUAUUAUCGUUGCACCAGUGCAGGGUGUGGGGUGAAGAAGAGAGUAGAGAGAUCAUCCGAUGAUCCGACGAUCGUUGUCACGACUUACGAAGGGCAGCAUACGCAUAAGUAUCCGGUAACACCCCGAAGAACGAUCGGAAUCGGCCUGGAUCCCUCUGGUUUCAAUGUGCCUCAACCUCAGUAUUUACAACAGCAGCAACAAUUACAACCCGAUAUAUAUAACUCAUCACCUUCUUUGAACAUUAGUACUACCACUGCUACUACUACUACUAGCUUUAAUACCUCGUUCCCUAAUUUCCUUCAAGAGAGACGUUUUAAUACUCCUAGUUCUUCAGCUUCAUUGCUUAGUGAUCGUGGGCUUCUUCAAGAUAUUGUUCCAACACAAAUGAUGAAAGAGUCAAAGGAAGAACAGUACGAUAUUGUUUUUAAUUAUAAUUUUAAUGGUAUGUAGUUUCUUAAUCCUUCACUAACUGAUCCAU
Messenger RNA from Hibiscus syriacus, 1174 nucleotides. RefSeq names its product probable WRKY transcription factor 48. The transcript has 3 exons. Lineage: Eukaryota; Viridiplantae; Streptophyta; Magnoliopsida; Malvales; Malvaceae. Bases 91 to 1146 code for a protein of 351 amino acids. Gene Ontology annotation, molecular function: DNA-binding transcription factor activity; sequence-specific DNA binding. The record is from RefSeq and is a predicted model, not a curated record. Gene Ontology annotation, biological process: regulation of DNA-templated transcription.